Trypanosoma brucei brucei TREU927 is the source of this 1419-nucleotide messenger RNA. RefSeq names its product serine/threonine protein phosphatase type 5. Gene Ontology annotation, molecular function: protein serine/threonine phosphatase activity; protein binding. The record is from RefSeq and is a predicted model, not a curated record. The transcript has a single exon. The coding region runs from base 1 to 1419 and encodes 472 amino acids. Lineage: Eukaryota; Euglenozoa; Kinetoplastea; Trypanosomatida; Trypanosomatidae. Gene Ontology annotation, cellular component: cytosol; nucleus.
AUGGCCGGGGUAGAGGAAGCAGACAAGCUGAAGCAGCUGGGAAACGCAGCCUUUAGUGAGCGCAAGUGGCACCUUGCCAUUGACAUGUAUACGAAGGCUAUCGAACUGACAAAAACGCCAACAUUGUUUUGCAACCGUGCACUUGCAGAGCUUAGAGCUGAGCUUCCCGGUGCGGCGCUUGCUGACGCUGAUGCGGCGUUAGGGAUAGAGCCAACCUUCGCAAAGGCCUAUUACCACAAGGCAUCCGCGUAUCUGAGCCUUGGAAAACACAAGCAGGCGCUGACAAACUACAAGAAAGUUGUGGAUUUGGCACCACAAAAUUCCGAUGCGCAGGCGAAGGUGGAGUUUUGUAAGAAGGAAAUACGCCGAAUCAACUUUGAAAAUGCCAUUAUGACUCCAGACGAGGCACCUCUGUCGCAGACAAUUAAACUGGGCAGUGUGCGUGCUGAUUACGAUGGGCCUCGUAUCGAAAAUGAAACCGUCACCGUAGAAUUCGUGGAAGCGAUGAAGGAGCAUUUCAGGUUAGAGAAACUCAUUGACCGGCACGACGUCAUAUUUAUCCUGUUGGAGGUGCAGAAGAUUCUGAAAAAAUGCCCUAACUUUGUGUCCAUCAACGUGCCAGUUGGUGAAGAAAUAACAGUGUGUGGUGACACGCACGGGCAGUAUUACGAUCUCCUCAAUAUAUUCAAGUUGAACGGGAAUCCCUUGGAAACGAACCGGUACCUUUUCAACGGUGACUUUGUGGACCGCGGUUCGUACUCAUUUGAAAAUAUCAUGACGCUGUUUGCGUACAAAGUACUUUACCCGGAUCACUUUUUCUUAUCUCGUGGGAACCAUGAGGGUGUUUCCAUGAACCGAAUGUAUGGGUUUGAAGGGGAAGUAACCCAAAAGUACAACAGCGAAAUGUUUCGCCUCUUCACGGAGGUAUUCAACAGUCUUCCAAUCGGUCACAUUAUUAACAACGAGGUGUUUGUAGUGCACGGCGGUCUUUACUCCUCGGAUAAGGUGACAUUGGAUGACCUGCAACACCCUAACCGAUUCCGUGAUAUACCUGAGAGCGGUCUAAUCUGCGAAAGCCUGUGGUCCGAUCCACAGCCGAUGCCUGGGCGAGCCCCAAGUAAGCGUGGGGUGAGCUGCCUGUCUUUCGGGCCGGACGUAACCGAGACGUUCCUAAACAAUAACAACCUUAAACUGCUCGUACGCUCUCAUGAGGUAAAGGACGAGGGGUACGAGAUAGAACACGGUGGCAAAUGCAUUACAGUCUUCAGCGCACCAAACUAUUGUGACCAAAUGGGCAACAAGGGAGCAUUCAUCCGUUUUACCGGCGGUGACAUGAAACCAAGAUUCACAACAUUCACGCACGUGCCGCAUCCUGGGAAACGGCCAAUGCAUUACGCCACAGGAUUUGGCCUGUUUUGA